CGUCCUCCCCUCCAUUCGAGGCAUUUAUAGUGGGACUCUUCCCAGCUACAAUGUCGCAUCAGCCUCUCAAGCCUGAGCAGCCAGGGGUCCACACAACGUCAGGAUUAUGGCACCAACAAAGAAGGGAAUCUUGGAGCGUCUUGACGCUGGUGAGGUUGUGAUCGGAGAUGGUGGCUUCGUGUUUGCCCUUGAGAAGAGGGGCUACGUGAAGGCCGGACCCUGGACCCCUGAGGCGGCUGCAGAGUACCCUGAAGCAGUGCGCCAGCUGCACAGGGAGUUCCUGAGAGCCGGGGCCAACGUGAUGCAGACCUUCACCUUCUACGCCAGCGAUGACAAGCUGGAGAACAGGGGCAACAAGCUCACCUUCACAGGUGCUCAGAUCAACGAAGCUGCCUGCGAUCUGGCACGCGAGGUGGCCAACGAGGGCGACGCUCUGGUCGCCGGAGGAGUCUCCCAGACUCCGUCCUACCUGAGCUGCAAGAGCGAAGCCGAGGUGAAGACCAUCUUCAAGAAGCAACUGGAGGUGUUCGUGAAGAAGAAUGUGGACUUCCUGAUUGCUGAGUACUUUGAGCACGUUGAGGAGGCUGUGUGGGCUGUGGAGGUUCUGAAGCAGACCGGCAAGCCUGUGGCUGCUUCUCUGUGCAUCGGACCAGAGGGUGACAUGCACGGCGUCUCCCCCGGAGAGUGCGCUGUCCGUCUGGUCAAAGCCGGCGCCCAGAUUGUUGGAGUCAACUGCCACUUUGACCCUAUGACCUGCGUGAAGGCUGUGAAGAUGAUGAAGGAGGGUGUGGAGAAGGCCGGUCUGAAGGCUCACUACAUGGUCCAGCCCCUGGCUUUCCACACUCCCGACUGCAACUGCCAGGGAUUCAUCGACCUGCCAGAAUUCCCCUUUGGUCUGGAGCCCAGGAUCCUGACCCGCUGGGACAUGCACAAGUACGCCAGAGAGGCCUACAACGCCGGCAUCCACUUCAUCGGAGGCUGCUGCGGUUAUGAGCCCUAUCAUAUCCGAGCUGUGGCUGAAGAACUGGCCGUGGAGAGAGGAGUCCUGCCCGCUGCUUCAGAGAAACACGGCAGCUGGGGAGCUGGUCUGGAGAUGCACACCAAACCCUGGGUCAGAGCCAGGGCUCGCCGUGACUACUGGGAGAACCUGAAACCCGCCUCUGGUCGCCCUGAGUGCCCCUCCAUGUCCAUGCCCGACAGCUGGGGUGUGACAAGGGGACACGCUGACCUCAUGCAGCAGACAGAGGCCACAUCCAAGGAGCAGCUCAAGAAGCUGUUCGACCGCACGAAGGCCCACUAAGCUCUCAUCCACUGUCACCUCAACCACAGACUGCUGCAGCUCUCAGGCCUUGUGAAAAAGCGAUUGUAAUCUAACAUAAAAGGCCACCUAUGUGUCAUUGGACCCUUUUGUUUUCAAUGGAAUGGUAGCAUAAACUCUAAUAAAAGUGAUAUGUUUACUA
Synchiropus splendidus (mandarinfish) is the source of this 1460-nucleotide messenger RNA. RefSeq names its product betaine--homocysteine S-methyltransferase 1-like. Lineage: Eukaryota; Metazoa; Chordata; Actinopteri; Syngnathiformes; Callionymidae. The coding region runs from base 107 to 1300 and encodes 397 amino acids. Gene Ontology annotation, molecular function: betaine-homocysteine S-methyltransferase activity; zinc ion binding. The record is from RefSeq and is a predicted model, not a curated record. The transcript has 8 exons.